Messenger RNA from Cladocopium goreaui, 2154 nucleotides. The record is from the annotation of a GenBank genome assembly. Lineage: Eukaryota; Dinophyceae; Suessiales; Symbiodiniaceae.
CUCAAACCCGCUCAGUGCCACUGGCACUGGUCUGCUUGAAGGCCCAUGGGCCGGAAAGGAGCAUCGUUGCUGGCAGUUUUGGCUGCAGGCGGCUGGUCCUUUGCCCACUUUGGUGCCGUGAGCGUUCAACGCACCCAACGUGAGCGGAAACCCAGCGCCUCAAAGCAGUUCAAGGCAUCGCCGGGCCCAACGUCGGCCUUGCUGCCUGUGGGACUGGUGGCCAUUGCCGGAACCGCCACCAGGUCUUCGUUUAGACGAUGGUCACCUGUGGCACGCGCAGCGAAUGCAAGUUUCAAGCUCUUUGGACCUGAAGGUCCAACAGUACUGCUAAGCAGUACAUUGAUUGGCUUGUCUACAGGUUGCGCUGUGGUGGUUUUUGAGGGAAUCAUCACAACGAUGGAGGAGCUACGGGAAGAGCUCCCAUUGCCCGUGAUUGCACCGCUUCUUGGUGCUUUGGUCCUUGCAGGGAUAUUCACCGCUUUCGGUGGCAAAGAAGGCCUUGCAGGGACGGACAUCAAAUCCUUGAAAUCAUAUGCAGCAGCAGGUGGCCCGGAGCCACCUGAAAACUGGCCGCUUCGCGCCGCGGGCAACGCCUUGUCCGCAGCCAUCACCCUGGGCUCCGGAAAUUCCCUGGGGCCCGAAGCACCGGCGGCCACGCUGGGUGCCAACGUUGCAUUCGGCUUGGGCCAGGUCUUUUCCAUUUUUGGCACUCAAGCUACGCUCGAUGAGGCAGCACCAAAAGGACCACCACCCUCCAAGGAGGAUUGCGAGCUGAUUGAGAGAGCGCUCAGUGGCUCCAAAGUGGUGGCCAGCCUCCCGGGCAAGGACCUGGACAAAUUGUUGACCUUCUUCCAGGAGGUUCGGAUCAAGGCAGGCGACAAUUUGAUGAAACAUGGAGAUCAGGUGGCAGAUGAUGAGCCAGGCCUCUUCGUCACGAAAACUGGGGAGCUGGAUGUCUAUUUCCCAGAUGGCGGCCAAGAGAAAAAGGUCUUCGCCUAUGAAGAGAGUGGUCAAGUGGUGGGUGAGUUGGCCGUGCUGUUCAGGGCACCACGAGCUGCCACGGUGAAGGCACGCACCGACGCGGUGUUGCUCAGCGUGGAUCGCUGUUCCUUCGAGGCUUGCGGUGGACGAUCCGAAGGAUCCAUGGCGAGGAUAAAUCAAAAUCCAGAUGCUCUUCUGGCCUCUGGCGCUGCUGCCGGCGUUGCAGCAGGUUUCAAUGCACCCAUUGCGGGUAUUUUCUUUGCUUCAGAGGUCGUUAGACCAGGUGACGACAACUCCCUGGAUCUCACAACAAGGCUGCUUGCAGCAGCAGUGAGCGCUGCUGUGGUUCAAUCUUUUCUACCGGGCGGCCCCGCCAUCAAAACCACGAACUUCUCCUGGGACGGAGGGAACGGCGAGUUGUUCCUCUUCAUCAUUUUGGGUGUCCUCACAGGAAUGAUCGCCUAUGGCUACAAGAAGAUCGUGGCUUCAAGCCGCGAUAUCAUCACCUGGGUGACAGAUCAAGGAGUACCUAACAUUUGGCUACCCAUCGCAGGUGCGCUUGUGACGGUCCUCAUCUCUUUGCUCACGUGCGCCCGUGUCCAGUUCGAUGGCUUCGGCGCAGUGAAUGAGGUGCUGCGCGAUGCCUCUGAGCCCUUGGGUGAAGCAGCAUCCAACCUGUCGCUAGCACCGUUGAUCGAGAACCGUGGCUCCAUUGGCCUCUUCGGUGCAGCGCCGCUGCUGGCCCUAAUGGUGCUCAAGAUCUUUUCCACUGCCUUCUCUUCAGUCAGUGGUCUAGUUGGAGGAACCUUCGCUCCGUCCAUUUACAUCGGAGCCUGCCUUGGCGGCGCGCUGGGUCGCAUGAUAGAGGGGGCUGCCAUCGCCCACUCGGCAGCCACAACUUAUAUUGUUGUUGGCAUGGCAUCUAUGCUGGCUGCGAACUGUAGUGUGCCCAUCACCUCAGUCGUCCUGGCCAUGGAGCUGGCGGGCGGCGCCAGUUACGAGGCCACUCUUCCAUUGAUCACAGGCAUUGGUGUAGCGCUCUACGUGUCUGCAGUUCUGCUUCCUGCCUUGUUAGACGGCUUGGACCGCGAUGCGGCUCUGCAAAGGUUGGGCGAAGCGGCCGAAGAUACUGGUUUAUAAUUAAAUUAAAGUUAAUGAAUCAUCAAAAAAUAA